CCGGCCCCAGGCCCGGGCCCGCGCGCUCGCUGCUGGAGCUGCCCCCCGAGCUGCUGGUGCACAUCUUCGGCUACCUGCCGGGCCCCGACCUGCCACGCCUGGCCCAGGUGUGCGGCGCCUUCCGCCGCCUCCUGCGCACCGACACCAUCUGGCGCCGCCGCUGCCGCGAAGAGUACGGAGUCUGCGAGAACUUGCGGAAGUUGGAGAUCACGGGAGUGUCCUGUCGAGACGUCUACGCCAAACGUUGACGGCUUCUUCAUAAUUGGCUGGAUGUACUUGCCCCCUCACGACCCUCACGUUGAUGAUCCGAUGAGGUUCAAGCCCCUCUUCAGGGUUCACCUCAUGGAGAGGACUUCUGCAACCGUGGAGUGUAUGUAUGGCCACAAGGGACCCCACAGCGGCCAUAUUCAGAUCGUGAAGAAGGAUGAGUUCUCGACAAAGUGCAACCAGACGGAUCACCAUCGAAUGUCAGGAGGGAGACAAGAGGAAUUCCGGACGUGGCUGAGGGAGGAAUGGGGCCGGACGCUGGAAGACAUCUUCCAUGAGCACAUGCAAGAGCUUAUCCUGAUGAAGUUCAUCUAUACCAGCCAGUAUGACAACUGCUUGACGUACCGACGCAUCUACCUCCCUCCGAGCAGCCCCGACGACCUCAUCAAGCCAGGCCUCUUCAAAGGGACGUAUGGGAGCCACGGGCUUGAGAUCAUCAUGCUGAGUUUUCACGGGAAGAAAGCCAAGGGGACAAAAAUAACAGGUGAUCCCAACAUCCCAGCUGGUCAGCAGACUGUGGAGAUAGAUCUUUUGCACCCCAUCCAGCUGCCUGACAUUGAGAACCAGCACAACUUCAACGAGCUCUCCCGCAUCAUCCUCGAGGUCCAGGAGCAGGUGCGCCGGGAGCAGCAGCAGCAGCAGGAGGAAGAGGAGGGUGCAGGCUGCUCCCGGCAGAGCGCCACGCCACAAGCGGAACAGCCUGCACAGGAAGGAGACGCAGGAGCCGAAGAGACAGCGGACAGAGCAGGGGCUGCAGCCCAGGGCUCAGAGCCUGUUUCACAGCCUUUCGUGUUGCCCCCGGGGGUCAUAUCACGGAACAAAGAUUACCCCCGGACCUGCCGAAUGUGCUUCUAUGGCACGGGGCUUAUCGCUGGCCACGGCUUCACCAGCCCCGAGCGGACGCCAGGGGCCUUCGUCCUGUUCGACGACGAUCGCUUUGGCUUCAUCUGGUUGGAGCUGAAAUCCUUCAGCCUCUACAGCCGGAUCAGGGUUGCGUUCCAGAGUGCCGAGGCGCCAUCCCAGGAGGCUUUCGAGGAGAUGCUCAAGAACAUUCAGUCGCUGGCUACUUGAGGGGCAGCCUCUGGGAGAGUGGGAAGGGCUUGUGAAGGCUUCUGCUCUCCCCACCUGGGAAUGGGAUGGGAUGGGACGGGGACCCCUGGCUCUUGGUACCUCGGAACGAAAGCAUGCACUUUUCAGUAAGGCCUCCCCCACUUCCCCUCCCCCCAAGCCUCCAACUCUCCCCAUCCCCUAUUUAAAAUAGACCUGAAAUAUUCCCCACCACCACUUCCUCCUGGCAGUACUUGAUAGGCGCUCUGUAACGUAUCCCUGGAUAGUGGGAAGCAGUGGAGCGUGUUUGCUUAAAGAGAAUGGACUGGAGGAAGCUAGGUGGAGCCCUGCAUUGGAGAGCCUCAUAAAUAAGAGGUGGCUAAUCCCGUUCCCUGCUCCUGGGAAGCAGGGUCCUCCUCAAGCCAAGCGCAUCCUUCAACUUCUCUUUCCCAACUCCCCAUGCACGAGGUCACAGGAGACUGGAUCACUUAAAACCCCUCCUGUGCAGCCCCCACCUGCCCGCUCUGUAUUGUGCGGUCUGGGCUUGGCUCGUGUUUGUCCUCCCCUCUGGGAGCCUCCCUCUGUUGUGCACGGCCUUGAUAGCAAACCAAGCCAGCUCCGCUGUGGCUUGGUGAUGGCAGCAGGCUUUUCCUCACUGAGAAUCCCUCACGCUGGCCCUGUGGGAGGGACUCAUGCUGCGGUUCGCUGCGCAGGUAUCCUUUCUCCGCCUUCCUCGCUCCAGUUCAGUCUCUUCCAAUGUCAGAAGGAGCAAUCAUCUCUCCCUGUGUUACAGGCAUUGGGAACAGCUCUUGGCGCCAGUUCAGGCUGUACUUCUAACUCCUUUUUAAGUAGAUCUUUUAAAGUUCUCCCUUUAAAAGAGCUUAGGGAGAAACCCCUCAACCCCACGAACUACUGACUUCCCCUGUGCGUGCUUGAGGGCUGGCAGAGCUGGGACGUGGAGUUUCCUGCUGUUGCCUGGUAUCUUAAGUUGCCCCUUUCCCACCACCCCACUCCCACUGCUCCCUGCUCAGGGUAGUUAAGAGAUCUCUUGAGGCUGUGAUUCCUUAUGGUGCCACUCAUUGGCUCCCUCCUCUUUGGAUCCGGCAAGUACGGGGGUGUCAGUGCCUCUGCCUCAUGUGCUUGCCUGUCUCUGGGAUUCUUGCUUUCUUUCCUCUACUACAAUUGCUGACCUUCCCAGACUCUGGUCUGCCUCUGCUACAGGAGGCUGUUGGCCACAGCAAUACGGGAAUGCAGCUGCUGAGCUUUGCUGAGAAGUACAGGUAGGAGAGGUAGAUGCCCAGAGCACCGACCAGCUGCAAAAACUUCCACCACGAGACAGGGUGCAGGGGUGGCCGGAUUUGUGUCUUGACCCAGGAAGGCAGUUGUGGUCAAUGCCUGCCAUUAGAGACCCACAUGAACCAAGCAGUGCAGCAGGUCACCUGCCAGCCAAAGCAUCUUUUGGGAGAUAAGGACCUUUAAAACCUUAUAGUCUCCUAUCUGGACUCUCCUCCACCUUCCACGGAUAGUGUUCAUAAGUGGUUAUGUACGAUCUUGUGGUAUAUUAAAG
Messenger RNA from Gavialis gangeticus (Gharial), 2881 nucleotides. RefSeq names its product F-box protein 31 (gene FBXO31). The coding region runs from base 271 to 1338 and encodes 355 amino acids. The transcript has 8 exons. The record is from RefSeq and is a predicted model, not a curated record. NCBI's taxonomy places the organism in Eukaryota, Metazoa, Chordata, Crocodylia, Gavialidae.